GAGAAGAGGAUGGCUCAAUUUCUCCAGAUGGAGAUCCCCAACUUUGGUAAUAGCAUCUUGGAAUGCCUGAAUGAGCAGCGGUUACAGGGGCUAUAUUGUGAUGUCUCAGUGGUGGUGAAAGGCCACGCUUUCAAGGCACACCGGGCUGUGCUGGCUGCAAGCAGUUGUUACUUCCGGGACCUUUUCAACAAUAGCAAGAGCACUGUGGUGGAGCUUCCUGCCGCUGUGCAGCCUCAAUCCUUUCAGCAGAUCCUUAGUUUCUGCUACACUGGCCGCCUAAGCAUGAAUGUGGGUGAUCAGUUUCUGCUCAUGUACACAGCAGGGUUCCUGCAGAUCCAGGAGAUUAUGGAAAAAGGGACUGAGUUCUUCCUGAAGGUCAGCUCACCCAGCUGUGACUCGCAAGGCCUGCACACUGAGGAGGCGCCUUCAUCUGAGCCACAGAGCCCUGUGGCACAGACAUCUACCUGGCCUUCUGGCAAUACGCCCUUACCCCUGGUCUCUCGUGUAAAGACAGAGCAACAGGAGUCAGACUCUGUCCAAUGCACAUUUGUGGUUAAGAGGCUGUGGGAAAGCAGCCAGAAGGAAGGGAGUAGUGGCGGCAGUAAUGGCAGCCGCAAAAUGGCCAAGAUCUCCUCCCAGCAAGAGUUGAGCGGGGGGAGCCGGCAGGCUCAGCAGCAGGUGCAACAACAACAACAACAGGUCCAGCAGCAACAACAGCAACAGGCUCAGCAGCAGCAGCAACAACAGGCAGCACUAACGGGGGGAGGUGGAGGGGCAGGCGUGGUCAGCGGCCCCAGUACUUCAGAUCAGACAAGCCCUGGCACCUCCAGUGCCUACACCAGUGACAGCCCCAGUUCCUAUCACAAUGAAGAAGAUGAAGAGGAAGAUGCACCCGAGGAAGGCUCCGAUGAGCAGUACCGACAAAUCUGCAACAUGUACACAAUGUACAGCAUGAUGAAUGUAGGGCAGGCGGCAGAAAAAGUAGAAGCGCUGCCAGAUCAGGUGCAGUCAGAGUCUCGUAACCGGAUACGAGUGCGACAGGACCUAGCUUCACUGCCUGCAGAGCUCAUCAAUCAGAUUGGAAACCGAUGCCAUCCGAAGCUGUAUGACGAGGGUGAUCCGGCUGAGAAACUGGAACUUGUGAUAGGAACUAAUGUGUACAUCACUCGGGCACAGUUGAUGAAUUGCCAUGUUAGUGCUGGGACACGGCACAAAGUACUUCUCAGGCGGCUACUAGCAUCCUUUUUUGACCGGAACACCCUUGCCAACAGUUGUGGCACUGGAAUCCGUUCUUCCACCAAUGACCCCAGCCGGAAACCUCUCGACAGCCGAGUGUUGCAUGCUGUGAAGUUUUAUUGCCAGAACUUUGCCCCAAACUUCAAGGAGAGUGAGAUGAAUGCAAUUGCUGCUGAUAUGUGCACAAAUGCACGACGUGUUGUCCGUAAGAGCUGGAUGCCUAAACUGAAACUACUGAUGGCUGAAGGCGACGCCUACACAACCUUCAUCAAUGACAGUGGCAAAAUGGAGCCCGACAUCAUGGGUGUGGAGCACAAUUUUGAGACCAGCAGCCAUGAUGGGGAUGCAGGCACCUCAGCCGAAGGCCUCCAGUGAAGUGUGCCCACCUCUUUUUCCAGGCAAUGGUU
Messenger RNA from Protobothrops mucrosquamatus (brown spotted pit viper), 1643 nucleotides. It is a transcript of the gene NACC1, whose product is annotated as nucleus accumbens associated 1. Gene Ontology annotation, molecular function: RNA polymerase II cis-regulatory region sequence-specific DNA binding; protein binding; DNA-binding transcription factor activity, RNA polymerase II-specific. Gene Ontology annotation, biological process: regulation of transcription by RNA polymerase II. The coding region runs from base 10 to 1611 and encodes 533 amino acids. NCBI's taxonomy places the organism in Eukaryota, Metazoa, Chordata, Lepidosauria, Squamata, Viperidae. The transcript is spliced from 5 exons. The record is from RefSeq and is a predicted model, not a curated record.